Molecule: messenger RNA, 417 nt
Organism: Sclerotinia sclerotiorum 1980 UF-70
Lineage: Eukaryota; Fungi; Ascomycota; Leotiomycetes; Helotiales; Sclerotiniaceae
Exons: 1
Coding region: 1-417 (138 amino acids)
Source: RefSeq, a predicted model, not a curated record
AUGUUUGGGUCUAAUUGGCAAGAAGGCCAUGAUCUGCUCAACCAUGAAGGACCGAUAGAGUUAUCUCUUCCUGAAGAUAACGCCGCUGCGCUGGAAAUUAUCUUCGCGAUCAUCCACCACCAGAACAAUGAGGUGUCUCGAGCCAUUCCUGCACGUCGAGUCCUAGAUGUUGCCAUUACAACGGACAAGUAUGAUUUUAUCAACGCCAUGAAAUUAGCAAGCGAGACCUUGCUACGAACUAAGAAAAGGGGAGCUGACGACCUCAUGUUUCUCACCGCGGCGGCAUACCUGUUCCAAAAUGCACAAGCGUUCAAGAAAAUUACGAAGGCAUUGAUCCUCAAAUACCCUGCUCCAUAUCUCAAUCUUGCAUGCAAAGGGAUUGAAUCAGUUUUGACUUGGAGAGUAUUCCGUGAGUAA